GUGAGUCUUAGAUUGAGUCAGUAGGUCUGUCAGUCAGGGGUUGACGUCUACGUGGUGAGGUUUGGAACCACUAACCCGGUUGUAAACUUAUCACCAUGGUUGAGACCCGUAGUGGGAAGGAGACUAGCCCCUACACCACUGAGCAGCAAGAAAAGAUGGUCGCCUUAGUCAGAGAGAAUAAGGAGAGGAAAGAGCGUGAAAAGCAAGCCAAGCUAAAGGCUAUCGCAGGCGAGCAGGCAGCGAAGAUGAAGAGACUGGAGGAGGAGAUGAAGAGGGUACAACAGGAGGAGGAAGAAAGAAGGAAGGCUGCUGAAGCAGAAGCAGAAGCGGCCGCAGAAGAAGAGAAAGAGACAAUGAGAAUUAAGAGCGGAGAAGGAAGUAGUGGCACGAGGAAGGAUACAGACGCGGAGAUCGAAAAGAAGAUCCACGAGUGGGUUGCUAACCUAUCAUUGGGGGAAGACAAAGAGGCGGGGKCAUACGUGACUAAGGAUGAGAAGGCCGCAUUGGCCGCUGAGCUAGCAACCUUGACGGAUCCUAUGGAGCGAAGAGAGCGGGAAGACGAGCAAAAGUUGCAGUGGAAGCUGAGGAUGAAGAGGGAGAAGAGGAGGAGGAGAGAAGAGGUGAACAAGAUGACCUCAGCAGUGGCAAAAGUGCAGGAGUGUAGAGCGGAGGUAUUGGCCCAGCCAGAUGAUAAGGCCAAAUGGGACAAAGUACUGGGCUACCUAGAAGUGUUGAGUAAGGCCUGGAUGGAGGAGCGCCAUGCAAGUUGGAGCCAGGAUGUAGCUUUGAGCGCCAUGCGGUCUGGAUUUAGGAAGUUUGCGCGCGAAAUCGUCACCCACAUUGGAGGCGAAGUCAAACAGUUGAGAGACAACGUGGGAAGUUUUGUGAGGGCGCCAUUCAGGGUGCCAAAGCUGUAGCCACUGUAGAGGGAGAGGCCAGACCCCGUAAGGACCCAGUGAAACUUAAGUUCCCAGACGCG
Messenger RNA from Chara braunii, 979 nucleotides. The record is from the annotation of a GenBank genome assembly. Lineage: Eukaryota; Viridiplantae; Streptophyta; Charophyceae; Charales; Characeae.